UUUGUUUGUUUAUUUGUUUGUUUUUAAUUCAAUAGAUUGGUUGCUUGCCUAAACUGGAUUUGAAGCAAUUCAAACUACUGGAGAUCUGCUAUUUUACAAUAUCACAAUUGGAAAGAAGCAGCUUUUCAAAUAAUGGAAGAGUCUAAGACCUCUAAAAAUGAAAAUCAUGAACCAAAGAAGAAUGCUUGGGCUCUUUCUGAAGAAAGCAAAACAGUUAAAGUUAUAACUAAUCAAACUUUGAAAGCCAGAAAUGAUAAAUCCAUAAAAGAAAUUGGGAUCAGCUCCCCAAAUAGGAAUAGUAGUAAAAAAAAUAAGCAAAAUGAUAUUUGUAUAGAAAAAACAGAAGUUAAAUCAUGUAAAGUAAAUGUUGCCAAUAUUGCAGGCUCCAAAGAUUUGGGGUUAGUCCUUCGAGAUCAAAGUCAUUGCAAAGCAAAAAAGUCACCUAAUUCACCUGUGAGAACUGAAAAGGUACCUGUUUCACAGGCAAAAGUAGAAAAAGCAUCCAGUUUACAGGCAAAAGCAGAAAAAUUGACAAAGUCACCUAAUUCACCAGUGAAAACAGAAAAGGCACCCAGUUCACAGGCAGCAAUAGCAGAAAAGGCACUUAGUUCACAGAAGAAAGAAAAAGCACCCAGUUCUCAGAUGAAAUCAGAAAAAGUUCCCAGCUCACCAGCAGAAGCAGAGAAGGUGCCCAGCUCACUGUUGAAAGAAAACAUAAGGCAGACAGAAUUACAGCAGAUUGGAAAAAAAAAUCCAAGCUCUUGUACUUCUCUUGACAAGGUGAAUAUUGAUGUAGAGGGAGAAAAAUCUGCUCCAGAAAACUCACCACGAUCUCAGAAGCAACAAACAUCUACAGAUAAUACUGGUGAUUCUGAUGAUAGUGCGUCAGGAAUUGAAGACAUAUCGGAUGAUUUGAGUAAAAUGAAGAAUGAUGAAUCUAAUAAAGAAACUUCUUCAGAGAUGGACUAUUUAGAAAAUGCCACUGUGAUAGAUGAAUCUACAUUGACACCGGAGCAGAGGCUAGGCUUGAAACAAGCAGAAGAACGCUUAGAAAGAGAUCACAUCUUUCGACUUGAAAAACGCUCACCAGAAUAUACCAAUUGCCGGUAUCUAUGCAAACUUUGCUUAAUUCAUAUUGAAAAUAUCCAGGGAGCUCAUAAACAUAUAAAAGAGAAACGACAUAAGAAAAACAUUUUGGAAAAACAGGAAGAAAGUGAGCUUCGUUCUCUGCCACCUCCUUCUCCUGCCCACUUGGCAGCUUUAAGUGUUGCAGUUACUGAAUUAGCAAAAGAACAAGGAAUAACAGAUGAUGACCUCAGAGUUCGUCAGGAGGUUGUGGAGGAAAUGUCAAAGGUUAUAACAACAUUUUUACCAGAGUGUUCACUUAGGUUGUAUGGCUCAUCUCUGACUAAGUUUGCUCUGAAAAGUAGUGAUGUUAAUAUAGAUAUAAAAUUUCCUCCCAAGAUGAACCAUCCAGAUCUUCUGAUACAAGUGCUUGGGAUUUUAAAAAAAAGUGUAUUAUAUGUAGAUGUGGAAUCUGAUUUUCACGCUAAAGUUCCUGUUGUGGUGUGCAAAGAUCGGAAAAGUGGCUUACUUUGUAGAGUGAGUGCAGGAAAUGAUAUGGCAUGCCUCACUACUGAUUUACUUGCUGCUAUUGGCAAAAUGGAACCUGUCUUUAUUCCCUUGGCGUUAGCCUUUCGUUAUUGGGCUAAGUUGUGCUAUAUUGAUUCUCAAACUGAUGGUGGAAUUCCUUCUUAUUGUUUUGCUUUAAUGGUGAUGUUUUUUCUACAACAAAGAAAACCCCCUCUUCUUCCUUGUUUACUUGGAAGUUGGAUUGAAGGCUUUGACUCAAAAAGAAUGGAUGACUUUCAGCUGAAGGGCAUAAUAGAAGAGAAGUUUGUGAAGUGGGAACAUAAUUCAAGUAGUGCAACUGAGAAAAACUCAAUUGCUGAGGAAAACAAAGCUAAGGCAGACCAACCAAAAGCUGAUACCAAGAAGACAGAAAAAGACAACCAAAGUAAUGCCAUAAAGGGAAAACAUGGCAAAUCUCCUUUAACAUUGGAAACACCAAAUCAGGUAUCCCUGGGACAGUUAUGGUUAGAGCUGCUAAAAUUUUACACACUGGAUUUUGCUUUGGAGGAAUAUGUCAUAUGUGUACGGAUAAAAGAUAUUUUAACAAGAGAAAACAAAAACUGGCCUAAAAGGCGAAUAGCCAUUGAAGAUCCAUUUUCAGUCAAGAGGAACGUUGCACGGAGCUUAAACAGCCAGCUUGUUUAUGAAUAUGUUGUGGAGAGAUUCAGGGCAGCUUAUCGGUAUUUUGCCUGUCCUCAGAGGAAAGAUGCAGAUAAAUCUACAGUGGAUUCCACGAAAAAAGAAAAAGGGAAAAUAAGCAAUAAGAAACCAGUGAAGACUGACAAUAAGACAUCUAAUUGUUGCAUUCAACUUGGGAAAAGCACAGAAAAAAUAAAUGCAGAAAGAGGUCAGCCUGGUAAAUAUGAUGAAAUGAAAUGUACAUCACGGAGAUGUAUUACUGAAGAUGACAAUUUGUUGGUAACUGAACUAGUUUUGGCUGAACAUGGACAGGAAUCUUCAUCUCUUUCUACCAGUGAAGGCAGAGAAUUAGAGCCAGAAUCAAUUAAGAAACAAGAUGAUUUAGUUCCUUCAGAAACUUGUUUAAAAAAGGAUCUCAGCCAAUGUUAUUGCAUUGAUUGUAAAUCCUCUGACCUAAAUGAGUCUGUUGGUACAGACUGCAGGUCAAAUUUAGAAUCAGAGAGUUCACAUCAGAGUAUGUGCACCGACACAUCAGCUACCUCUUGCAACUGCAAAGCUACAGAAGAUGCUUCUGACCUUGAUGAUGAUAACCACCCCACCCAGGAGUUACAUUAUGUGUUUGAUAAGUUUAUUUUAACCUCUGGCAAGCCACCAACGAUAGUAUGCAGCAUCUGCAAAAAGGAUGGCCAUUCAAAAAAUGAUUGCCCAGAGGAUUUCAGGAAAAUUGACCUAAAACCUCUGCCACCAAUGACAAAUCGAUUUCGGGAAAUACUUGAUUUAGUAUGUAAAAGAUGUUUUGAUGAAUUGUCACCACCUUUCUCUGAACAACACAAUAGGGAACAAAUUUUAAUGGGCUUGGAAAAGUUUAUUCAAAAAGAAUAUGAUGAAAAGGCAAGAUUGUGCUUAUUUGGCUCUUCUAAGAAUGGAUUUGGAUUUCGUGAUAGUGAUCUGGAUAUUUGUAUGACCCUAGAAGGCCACGAAAAUGCAGAGAAAUUAAAUUGUAAGGAAAUAAUAGAAAAUUUGGCAAAAAUUCUUAAGAGACAUCCAGGUUUAAGAAAUAUUUUGCCUAUAACUACUGCCAAAGUGCCUAUAGUAAAAUUCGAACACAGACGAAGUGGUUUAGAAGGUGACAUCAGUUUGUAUAAUACAUUGGCUCAACAUAACACAAGAAUGCUAGCUACUUAUGCAGCUAUUGAUCCUAGAGUGCAGUACUUGGGAUAUACUAUGAAAGUGUUUGCUAAGCGAUGUGAUAUUGGAGAUGCUUCCAGGGGAAGUUUGUCUUCAUAUGCUUAUAUCCUUAUGGUGCUGUACUUUCUGCAGCAGAGAAAACCACCUGUUAUCCCAGUUCUACAAGAGAUCUUUGAUGGAAAACAGAUUCCACAGAGAAUGGUUGAUGGAUGGAAUGCUUUUUUCUUUGAUAAAACAGAAGAACUGAAAAAACGUUUACCUUCACUUGGAAAGAAUACAGAAACAUUAGGAGAGCUUUGGUUGGGACUGCUUCGCUUCUAUACUGAAGAGUUUGAUUUCAAGGAAUAUGUAAUUAGCAUUCGGCAGAAAAAGCUGUUAACAACUUUUGAAAAGCAGUGGACGUCCAAAUGCAUUGCAAUCGAAGAUCCUUUUGACUUGAAUCAUAAUCUUGGUGCUGGAGUUUCUAGAAAAAUGACCAAUUUCAUCAUGAAGGCAUUUAUCAAUGGAAGGAAACUUUUUGGUACUCCCUUUUAUCCACUCAUUGGCAGAGAAGCUGAGUACUUCUUUGAUUCCAGAGUAUUAACAGAUGGAGAACUGGCUCCCAAUGAUCGAUGUUGCCGUGUUUGUGGAAAAAUAGGCCACUACAUGAAAGACUGUCCUAAAAGGAGAAGUUUACUGUUUAGAGUAAAGAAGAAAGAUAGUGAAGAAGAGAAGGAAGGGAAUGAAGAAGAGAAAGACUCUCGAGACCUGGACCCUCGAGACCUCCAUGAAACUCGAGACUUCAGAGAACCACGAGACCUCAGAUGUUUCAUAUGUGGAGAUGCGGGACAUGUAAGAAGGGAGUGCCCAGAGGUCAAGCUGGCCCGUCAGAGGAAUAGCAGUGUGGCAGCAGCCCAGCUGGUUCGCAACCUUGUAAAUGCCCAACAAGUGGCUAAUUCAUCCCAGCAACAGGGUGAUCAAUCCAUAAGGACUAGACAGUCCUCAGAAUGUGCUUCAUCCCAGCCAGGAUCCCAACCCAAACUUGGCCCACCUCAGCAGGGAGCCCAGCCCCCCCAUCAGGUCCAGAUGCCUAUAUAUAACUUUCCCCAGUCACCACCAGCUCAGUAUUCUCCCAUGCACAAUAUGGGAUUGUUGCCAAUGCAUCCCCUCCAGAUCCCUGCCCCAUCCUGGCCUAUCCAUGGCCCAGUGCUCCACUCUGCACCAGGCAGUGCCCCCAGCAAUAUUGGCCUGAACGAUCCCAGCAUCAUCUUCGCACAGCCUGCUGCCAGACCUGUGGCAAUCCCGAACUCCUCUCAUGAUGGACACUGGCCUCGUACUGUGGCUCCAAAUUCCCUGGUGAACAAUGGUGCAGUGGGGAAUUCGGAACCAGGCUUUCCAGGACUAAAUCCUCCAAUUCCUUGGGAACAUGCACCACGCCCCCAUUUUCCUCUUGUCCCAGCUUCGUGGCCUUAUGGUUUGCAUCAAAACUUCAUGCAUCAGGGAAAUGCCAGAUUUCAGCCCAACAAACCUUUCUAUACUCAAGACAGAUGUGCCACCCGUCGGUGUAGAGAGCGUUGUCCCCACCCACCAAGAGGAAACGUGUCGGAGUAAUGCGAGUCCAUUUUCUUUCAGCUGGUCUACCGAUGCACAGCAACCAGCCAAUCCUGCUGUCUCAAGGGUAUCCGUACCUCAAUGUCAGUUACAUUCAGCAGAAAAAGUGACAUUUAAUGGAAAGCAAAACAAAUCAGGUCCUGAUUUAAAAUUUUAACACGUUUAGAUAGCUUAUUUAAAUUCUAAGACUGUUUUUAAGAACUGUAUUAUUUGUAUAUAAAUAUGAACUAUAGUUUUUACUAGUAUCACCAAAUUGAGUGAUACAAAUUUCAUCUAUUUUAUUACCCUAUUUUUAAGGGAAU
Messenger RNA from Myotis lucifugus (little brown bat), 5351 nucleotides. It is a transcript of the gene TUT4, whose product is annotated as zinc finger CCHC-type containing 11. Gene Ontology annotation, molecular function: nucleic acid binding; zinc ion binding; RNA uridylyltransferase activity. The record is from RefSeq and is a predicted model, not a curated record. NCBI's taxonomy places the organism in Eukaryota, Metazoa, Chordata, Mammalia, Chiroptera, Vespertilionidae. Bases 133 to 5049 code for a protein of 1638 amino acids. The transcript is spliced from 29 exons.